AGUACCCAUACAUUUGUUCUCUUGCAUUACCUAAUCCUAUCAUAAUUAAGAAAUCAAAUCAAGAAUCUACCAAAUAUCAUGGGUGAUUCUUCUUCUACUACUCCUCUAGAUUUUCAUGCUUUGAAUUCUACUAAUUGUAACAAUUCCUCUCUUUUGAUGAACUCAAAUAUGGAACUCCUAAAUAGCAUAAGCCAACAACUUCAAGAUGAUCAAAAUUUCACCUCAAAUAUUCAUCAUCAACAUGGUUUUUUGUCUUUGUCAAAUGAUCAAAACUUCUCUAAUCAUCAUCAACAACUCCCUAUCAUGCCUAAUUUUCAUAAUGAUCAUAUGAAUAUUAGCCAUGAUACUUAUGAUUCCGCCGCGGCUGCUGCUCAAUUUUUUACUUUGGGAGGUCCAAGUUAUGGAUGUAGUAGCUCAAUUCCAGAAUCAGACUCCAUGUUGAAUAAUAAUAAUAACAAUAAUAUUCCAACUCCUCCUCCUCUAAUCUCUGGAAAUACUAACAAGAACACAUGUGAAGGGAGAAAGAGAAAAAGGAACAAUCAGAAAGAAGCUGAGAAACCAAGAGAAGUUGUACAUGUUAGAGCAAAGAGAGGUCAAGCUACUGAUAGUCAUAGUUUGGCUGAAAGACUUCGAAGGGAGAAAAUAAAUGAAAAGCUCAGAUGCUUGCAAGAACUUGUUCCUGGAUGUUAUAAGACUAUGGGAAUGGCCGUGAUGUUAGAUGUAAUAAUCAACUAUGUCCGGUCAUUGCAAAACCAAAUUGAUUUUCUUUCAAUGAAACUAUCAGCAGCAAGUUUGUUUUAUGAUUUCAACUCAUCAGAGAUGGAUGAUAUGGAAUCAAUGCAGGGAACAAAUGGGUAUGCAGCAGCUCAAGGAAUGGGAAAGAAUAUUGUUGGAGAAGGGUAUGGAGGAUUUCCUCAAUUUCAAACUUCUUGGCCUCUUUGACCUACUCAUCAUCAUACUUUUAAGAAAAUAUACUCAUUUAUACUAUCCCUAUAAUUAAUAUGUUUGAACUCCUUAAUUUUUAUGAUAUAAACCUUUGAUUUCCAU
This is a messenger RNA of Solanum dulcamara, 1047 nucleotides long. Its product is annotated as transcription factor bHLH75-like. The record is from RefSeq and is a predicted model, not a curated record. The transcript is spliced from 6 exons. Gene Ontology annotation, molecular function: DNA-binding transcription factor activity; protein dimerization activity. Gene Ontology annotation, biological process: regulation of DNA-templated transcription. The coding region runs from base 79 to 942 and encodes 287 amino acids. Gene Ontology annotation, cellular component: nucleus. Lineage: Eukaryota; Viridiplantae; Streptophyta; Magnoliopsida; Solanales; Solanaceae.